AUGACAGAUGUUUGGUUGUACCUUGACAAGCUCCUGGGCGAGAAGCUCUUUGUUGCCCGGGAUGUCCCGAAGCAGAACCAGGCAGCAACUGAAGCAGGGCGAUGCAAGAAGCUGAUUGGCGCGCUGCGGUAUUUAUACCGCAACAGUUUCUUUGCCCGACGUGCGCGCGCUGUGGUGCAUGCUGAGCGAGUGGAAGCAGACCCAGAGCUCUUUGAGGGAGAGGCUUCGCGAGAUGCUUCGGAACAUGAGUCUGAUGAAUGUGAAGAUGAAGAGGACAUCAACGCUGGCGAUGGUGAGGAUGAUGACGAUGAUAUGGGCGACGCUGACGACCAGGAGAAGAGCAACCAGGAGGAGAGCGAGGAGGAGCAGAGCGACAAGGAGCAGAGCGACAAGGAGCAGAGCGACAAGGAGGCAGAGAACGAGGAGGGGGGGGACAGUGGUGAUGAUGAGGGCAGUGAGGCCAACCAGGGUGCAUCAUCGCCGUUCUUCCCUGACAACUUCAGUGAGCUCUUUGGCAAGCCGGAGUUGGAGGGUGCAAACUCUGAUGUGGAGGAGAACCCCAUGGACACUGCUUCUACGUUGGUUCUUGGUGAUGAUGUUGCUACAUUGGAUGAUGUGGCACAGGAGCCAAGUGGAUCUGAAGAUGAGACUUCGACUGAGGAUGGCUCGGACGAGGAAGAUGGACACGUGGAGAAUGACUUGGUGACCCCUCCCAAGCGCCCAGCUGCGGACACUGAAGCUUUGGAUCGCAAGAGUGCUGCAAAGUCUGAUGAUUUUCGCCCUGAUGAUUUGGACAACAUGGACCCUGAAGCAGCUUGGAAAAAGAAUAAAGACUGCUCGACUGCUUCUGCAACCAAAUAA
This is a messenger RNA of Cladocopium goreaui, 861 nucleotides long. NCBI's taxonomy places the organism in Eukaryota, Dinophyceae, Suessiales, Symbiodiniaceae. The record is from the annotation of a GenBank genome assembly.